AUGUAUGCAGUCAUCGGAAUACCACUGUUCUUCAGUUAUUUGUCAAAAACCGGUGACAUGAUGGCUUCACUCUUUCGUCUGGCAUAUGCUCGAGGAUGCAAACCCAUCUUCCGAAUGCUCAAGCGGCGACGAGGACGCUCGUCAACGAAGAUUGGAAUAUAUAACUCGGUGCAAUCACUAGCGCUAAUUGCCAAUUUCGAUGCAUCGGUAUCGCGUUUGAAUCGAAGAGGCUCGACAGCGUCGAAUGAUUCGGGAAAUCUAAGAGGAAAUCCCUCACUUCAUUCCUAUAAGACGACGAGAAGUGAAGAAUCUCCCCAGACCUCACGCGUGCUGAAACGAUCUAAAAGCACCAGAGCACGUGGACAAUCCAGAGGAAAAAAUCCACGAAAUCUAAAGCGUUCCGUUUCAUCACGGAGCCUAAGAGAGCUGAGACGAAAUGCAGUAGCUGCGGCUGGUGACGGUAAAACAUCUGAAAGUAGCCAUCACCUUACUCCUGGCAAUAAGCUAGCUAUACCCCAAUCUACUAGUUUGGACUCGACGAAUAGACAUGUGAAGAAAAUGUUGGCUCAAGUUGGAAAUGAUAACGUUUCAAUGAAAAGCGCCAUUAUUAAUGGGCCGAGUGUGAAUGGGGUCAAAAGGAAGUUGAUCAUUCAAAAUGUGCCCAAACCACAAACAGAGGAAAGGAAGAUCAAUGUACCAAUCAGUCUGACAUUGUGCAUGAUGUUCAUCUACAUUCUGAUUGGAGCCACAGUUUUCAGCAUGUGGGAAAAGCAAGAUUACAUCAGAUGGUCGUAUUUCUGCUUUGUCACGCUGUCAACGAUUGGCUUUGGUGACAUCGUUCCGGGUAAGCCAAGAAAAGCUCCCCUUUGUUCCAUUCCUUUGUUCCUUAAAAUAGAUGAAUGGGCGAAAUAG
Molecule: messenger RNA, 912 nt
Organism: Rodentolepis nana
Lineage: Eukaryota; Metazoa; Platyhelminthes; Cestoda; Cyclophyllidea; Hymenolepididae
Source: the annotation of a GenBank genome assembly